AUGGGGGCGGGCAGGAGGCUAGCGGGAGGGCUGCUGCCAGCCCAGCUGCCUCGCGGGGAGGUGCAAACACGUGGCCAUGCCAUUAGUAUCCUGCUCGGCUUCUGGACAAGUCUCAUUUGCGACACCUACACAGUCUUCACUUGGAACAGGAUAAGCAGCAGCUGUGGCACUAGGUCCUCCUCUGAUCGGCCACACAUUGGAAUACAGCAGAGCGGGAGCCAUGAAAAAGAGGACCGAAGCCAGGUGCCAGAGGCAGGUGACGUCCAGGCUCUCAGCUCCUUGGACGCAGCUAUUUUAACAGAGCCACUUUAUGGCAGCUAUUUUGACAUAAGGAUGUUUUGAUUUGGCCUAAAAAUUAAGCCAAAAUGUUCAGCUUUUUAAAAAUAAGUGAUGAGUCAAAAGGGCAUUUUAUACUCCAUCUGUGACAUUUACCACCCCGAUCUUCACCCUGCUGCUGACCCCGCCUCUGAGCAAGAAGGCGUAUGGAUCAGGGUCAGGUAAGGGGAAGAGGUGGUAGGGAGUCAAAUGGGAGAAUCGCUGUGGAUCAGAUAACAGCCAAGAGUGGAGUAGAAGUCGGAGCUCAGGUGCCCACAAGGCAUGGCAGCAGGCCAGGGGCAGACGAGGAUGGAGAGGUCUCCAAAGUCAAUGAAAGGACCAAACUGAGAUGGAACAAGAACCAGAGAUGGA
Molecule: messenger RNA, 687 nt
Organism: Manis pentadactyla (Chinese pangolin)
Lineage: Eukaryota; Metazoa; Chordata; Mammalia; Pholidota; Manidae
Gene: SMIM2
Product: small integral membrane protein 2
Source: RefSeq, a predicted model, not a curated record